CUGUAAACAUAUAGAAGGUAAUAUUUGGACUUCUCUGGUUCUCUGCACUGAUUUUAAGCACAACCGGAAAUAUAUCUACGCACACACUCGCAAGACCGGAAAUCCAAGAAUGCGGAGAUUUGCAACUAGCCCAUUGGCAAGGCGUGGGAAAGUUGUACAAAAGAUUAGAAAGAAUGCUUUAAACUGUAAAUCUGCACAAUUUAAGCAUGUUGUUAUUCUCCGUAGAUAAGUGUAUAUGAUUCUAAAUAACGGACAGGAGUUGAAUCUUGCACUGAAAUGUUAUUUAUCUAACAUCAGAAACAAUAAAAUGUUUUAAGUGUGGUAAAGAAGGACAUCUUGUUCGUGCUUGUCCAGAGAAUGGACAACAUGAAACAAUUCAGAAUAAUGAUGGAGAGGGGCAAGAACAAAAUGUUGUGUGUGAAAACCAACAAGAGAAGGACAGGGAUAGAAAUGAGGGGAAAAACAUGAGAAUGGUGAAAAAGUAAACAAGGAGCUGAUCAUGAAGAAAGUGUGAAUAACGAUAACGAUAAGUGAGUUUGAAUCUGUAAGCUCAGCUGAUUCAGUUUCUCUUAGGAGAUCUGAAAGGAUUACCUAUACCCUUGCAAACUGUUUAACUAGUUCAGGUAGAGGAUUUAAUUCCUGAUCGGAAAUUGUUUAUAGAGUCAGUAAGAGUGUCAAUGAAAGAAAAAGGGUUUGGGGGUCUCAUAGAACAAGAACUGAUACUGGCUGAAGAAAAUAGUUUUAAAAGCUGAAAUCAACUAUGUUAAAUUAUGCAAAAGCAAUGUUAUAAUCUUUCUUUUUACUUUUCUUUUUUUGUUAUGCUCAGUCUCUUUUUUUAUUAAUUUAUUCAUGAGUAAUUUAAAGCUGGGCAGUUUGAACAUAAAUGGUGCAAGGGAUCAUAGAAAAAGAGCAGUGCUGUUUGACCUGGUAAAGCAAAAAAAUAUUGUUGUCAUGUUUGUUCAGGAGACUUAUACUGAUAUGCAGAAUGAAAAUGCAUGGAAAAUGGAGUUGGAAAGAGAGGUGUUUAAGAGUCAUAAGACUAAUAUCAGGCAAGGAUUUGCUUUGUCCGGCAUGUUGUAUGCUUCAGCAAUUGAACCAUUUUUAGUAAGAAUAAGAGCAAAGAUAGAUAGUUUGGAGUAUACCAAAAUGUGAUUUUAAAAUUAAAUUCUCGGCUUAUGCUGAUGAUGUUAUUGGUAUUGUGAAUAAUCAAGAAGAGGUGGAUAAUCUAAGAAUAAUAAUAAUUGAUGACUUUGGGAAACUGUCUUCAGCUAAGUUAAACUGGAGUAAGAGUGAAGUUAUUGUAUGUGGAAAGUGGGAUGGAUAAUGCCUUCCUAAUUUACCUGCUGGAUUUGAUUGGAAGAAAAAUGGCUUUAAAUAUUUAGGUGUAUACCUUGGAGAUUAUUCAGUUUUACAAAAAAACUAGUCGAUUUUUAGAAAAAAAAAACUAAGGGGUGACUGGAAAAAUGGAAAUGGCUUUGGCCCAAAAUAUAAUUUAGAUGAUGUGUUAUAGUCAUCAGUAAUUUGGAGGCGUCAACAUUUUGGCAUUGCUUGGCAUGUACUGAGCCACCAAGCGGACUUUUUGCAAAACUACAAGCUUUCAUUAUGGACUUGAUUUGGACUAAGCUUCACUGGGUGCUUAAUGCAAGUAUUUUAAGGUAUGAAUUAAGUCCUGCAAUGCACCUUGCAUGCACUUUAUGAUGAAUAAUUGUAACCACAUUGUUACACCAAUAUAUAAUGCAUUACAUGUAAAGGCUUUAACAGACAUCUUGCAGACAUAUCUGUGUUAUCUGGGUCGAAACUAAACUCAACAGGAAUGUUGCUCUUCAGAAAAAGGAAUAAGGAAACUGCUUCGCAUAUUCACAGAAACCCCUUUUUUACACGAAUCACUCAAACACAGAACCAGGAAAAUAUUUAAACUCAUCAGUUCAGGAAAAGUUAAACUGAAGUUUCGUUGAGCUGUGGUGUGUUUGUGUCUCUGUAUUCAUGCUGUAAAAUGGCAGAAGCCAGAAUUUCAGUGGAUCAAAAGGAUUUCUUGUGUGCAGUGUGUCUGGAUCUCCUGAAGGAUCCAGUGACCAUCCAGUGUGGACACAGUUACUGUAAGAUCUGUAUUACAGACUGCUGGGAUCAGAAUGAUAAAAUGGGAUUCUACAGCUGUCCUCAGUGCAGACAGACCUUCAGUCCAAGACCUGCUUUAUCUAGAAACACCAUGCUGGCUGAAGUGGUGGAGAAACUGAAGAAGACUAAAUUUUUUGCUGAUUCUUACGCUGGAGCUGGAGAUGUGCAGUGUGAUUUCUGUACUGGAAGAAAACACAAAGCCGUAAAGUCCUGUCUGAUGUGUCUGGACUCUUAUUGUCAAACUCAUUUUGACCGUCAUGAAGAAUUUCAUUCACGUAAACCACACAGAGUAAUUGAAGCCACUGGACGACUGCAGGAGAUGAUCUGCCAGAAACAUGAGAAGAUCCUUGAGGUUUUCUGUCGCACUGAUCAGAAAUGUAUAUGUAUGUUGUGUACAAUGGAUGAACAUAAAAACCAUGACACUGUAACAGCAGCAGCACAGAGGACAAAGAAACAGAAGCAGCUGAAGGAGACACAGAAGACGCUCCAGCAGAGGAUCCAGCAGAGAGAGAAAGAUCUCCAGCAGCUGAGAGAGACUGUGGAGUCUCAUAAGCGCUCUGCACAGACAGCAGUGGAGGACAGUGAGAGGAUCUUUACUGAGCUCAUCCUCUCCAUUGAGAGAAGCCGCUCUGAGCUGAUACGACUGAUCAGAGAUCAGGAAAAGACUGCAGUGAGUCGAGCUGAAGAACGACUGGAGCGACUGGAGCAGGAGAUCAAUGAUCUGAGGAGGAGAGACGCUGAGCUGGAGCAGCUUUCACACACACAGGAUCACAUCCAGUUCCUGCAGAGUUUCCAGUCUCUCUCAGCACCUCCUGAAUCUACAGAUGUAAAUGAGGGUAUCUUCAGUGAUCUCUUCUCUUCUGAUGAUCUGAGAGAAUCUGUCCAUCAGCUGAGACACAAACUGGAGGAUUUCUGCAUAGAGCAGCUGAAGAAGAUCUCAGACAGAGCCACAUUCACCAACAUUGACUACUGGACCAGGAAGGACUUCCUACAAUAUUCCCAUCAGCUCACUCUGGAUCUGAACACAGUGAAUAAACGUCUCCGUCUGUCUGAGAGCAAUAGAGUGAUUACUAACACUGGCACAGAUCAGACAUAUCCUGAUCAUCCAGACAGAUUUAAUUAUGUGUCUCAGGUGUUAUGUAGAGAGAGUGUGUGUGGACACUGUUACUGGGAGCUGCAGUGGAGUGGACAAGAAGUGUGUAUAUCAGUGUCAUAUAAGAGCAUCAGCAGGAAGGGACGGGGUCAUGAUUGUUGGUUUGGAUUUUAUGAUCAGUCCUGGAGUUUAAUCUGCUCUUCCUCCAGUUACUCAUUCAUCCACAAUAAGAUACAGACUGUUAUCCGUGUAGAGUCCAUCAGCAGGAGAAUAGGAGUGUUUGUGGAUCACAGUGCAGGAACUCUGUCCUUCUACAGCGUUUCUGACACAAUGAGCCUCAUCCACACAGUCCAGACCACAUUCACUCAGCCACUCUAUCCUGGGUUUAGUCUUUUUUUUUCUGGAUCAUCAGUGAAACUGUGUUGAUGAAUCAGAAUAGAUAAUAAACACACACACACACACACACCUCUUCAUUUUGCCUUACCAGAGGCUGCGGUUCAGUCUCCUCUGUGUAUGGAGUGAGAGUGUAACUGAAGAGAAGAUUCUGGGACUUUCUCUACUAUCUGGUAUCGGUCAGAGAGAGCCGAUCUAUAUCCGAGAAUGAACGUAUUAUUCGGUGUUACUUCUGAAGCCAUUUCUUACACAUGGUCAUGUUAUGAAUUUUUGCUAAUCGGACAACUAUCUGAUUUGUAAAAACGUUUCCAUUUAUACUUUGCCACAUACAUGUGUCGUCGAAAAAGGCAUAUAAGUCCGAUCUUCAAUGCCUGCACUAUAUUUAAAUUCAAUCUAAAUUCGCUAUCAUUAAAGUCAAUGAACUCAAAAGAUAAACACUGCAUUUUAUUAAUUAUCAGCUCAUUUCGAGAUCAAAGACCGCAAUAGCCUAUAAUAUGCACACAAUUUUGGGAGGAGUAAAAUUUACAUAUGUGGUUUCAACAACCACCGGGAUUGAUAUCGGGCAAUCCUGAACGCUAAGUAUCGGAAUCGGUAUCGGAGGUUAAAAAGGCAGAUCGGAGCAUCCCUAAUUGGAGAAAGAAAAAACCUAUCGUCAAUAAGAGUGAUAAAAAUCUCCAGCAGCUCUGACAAAGUCUGGGUCUGUACA
This is a messenger RNA of Carassius auratus (goldfish), 4307 nucleotides long. RefSeq names its product tripartite motif-containing protein 16-like. The transcript has 6 exons. Bases 1994 to 3634 code for a protein of 546 amino acids. Lineage: Eukaryota; Metazoa; Chordata; Actinopteri; Cypriniformes; Cyprinidae. Gene Ontology annotation, molecular function: protein binding; zinc ion binding. The record is from RefSeq and is a predicted model, not a curated record.